Molecule: messenger RNA, 3948 nt
Organism: Oncorhynchus mykiss (rainbow trout)
Lineage: Eukaryota; Metazoa; Chordata; Actinopteri; Salmoniformes; Salmonidae
Source: RefSeq, a predicted model, not a curated record
AUGUCCAAUGUGUCGUCCCACCUGCAAGUGAAAGGACAAAAAGACAAAAACAAUACGGAUGACGCCAAAAGCGACAAAGGGAAAGCAAUAGACCGGAAUGUCAGUGACAACAAAAGUGACAAGAGCGGCAAGCGCAAACACAGGAAAGGGGUUUCCUCUCGCAGUUCCUCCCUACAGUUGCCGGAAGGAGAAGUCUCUGAGCUGGUUCCCUCCAAUCUACCUAACGCCUCUCCAACAGAGGUGGUGAAUGAGUGGCUUAAGAAAAUACCGUCCGACAGUGCCAUGUACGACAUUGGGGACGAAUUCAGUGACAGAGGCCAUUCACCGGAGCUGGCACCAAAGGAAAAAACGAAUGGGAACGAUGUCACCUCUGUGCGUGACACUCCAAAAGAAAAGGAAGAACCUAAAGAGACAGCAGCCAACCAUGAGGCUGAUGGUGAGGAGCCAGCAGAGACCCCACCUGAGACCCCACCUGAGACCCUACCUGAGACCCCACCUGAGACCCCACCUGAGACCCCACCUGAGACCCCACCUGAGGGCACCGCUCCACACGAGUACAUAUCAAAGAGCUUUCACUCCUCAGUGCAGGUGAUGAAAGUACUGUUGAGUCCCAAGCUUGACCGGUGUCACAGCUUACCUGAAUUUUCCCCGGUGUACGGACGUAAACUGAGCACCUCAGCCAGAGGUCUCCUGGAUUGCCUCGCAAAGCUGCAGUUGAUAGACUUUGAUCCCAACGACGAUGCAAACGCCAAGGACACAAGGUACAGAGAGCUAAUGAACAUCCUCCAGUCACUCUGGUUGUGUGACCCAGCAGAAGGUGGAAAGCAACAGCAGAACGGCUGUGAUCAACACUCUGUGGACGGUGACACCAAAGCAAGGUCCUCCUCUGGGGUGGACGUCAGCAGUGGCUCAACAGGCUCAGGUGGUUUGGCUCAGGCACCGAACGCAGAGGGGGAAGCAAUGCUGAGGGUACAAGAAGUUGACGAAACUGCAGAGGAACAGGAAAGCCCAGAGUCCUCAAUCCCUAUGUCUGAUCCAGCCACCCCGUACGUAGCCAGUCAGGUCCAAUGGACCACAGAGGAAGGAGAAGGAGAAGGAAGAACAGCAGUGGAGAAAGAGAAACAAAAAGACGAAGACGUCCCAGCGUCUGAUGACACCAUUAGAAAUGAAAGUGUGAGAGAAUUACCAGAAACACCCCCGUCUUCCAACAAGAGCUCAGACCCUCGAGAGGACACAACCUCUGGCUCUCCUCCAUCUGUCCAAAGGGCACAACUAGCCAAAAAAGUUUCCCUAGAUCCUGAUCCUGUCUGGGUCUUGAAGUUACUGAACAAACUAGAGAAGCAGUUCAUGACACAUUAUGUGGAUGCCAUGGCAGAGUUCAAGGUUCGCUGGAAUUUGGACGACAGCGAACAGCUCGAUGCCAUGAUAGCCGAACUGAAAGACGAUGUGCAUAGCAGGAUACAAUUAAGCAUUGACAGAGAACUCAGGAAGAUCCACGGUCGAGGUGGAAGACCUAGGCCACCCAAAGAAGAAUUGUCACGAGAAUCAGGUGCGCAAACUGAGACGAGGAGAAGAAGACUGAAGGUCGUGCGCAACCAGUCUAUUGAUUACCGAGAGGAGAAAAGCGACGAUGCAACCGACACUUCUUUCAGCGACCAACGGAGUGAUGAUGAAUAUUGCCCUUGUGAAACAUGUAUAAAAAAGAAACUGGAAUUAGGACCACUGCUUCCUGCAGAAGUUUUGCAUAUUGCUCCUGUCAUGAUGGCUUUUGAUCUAAAGUCAAUCCUCCAGUUGAAAAAGAACCCUGCUCCAAAGACACAAGCAGUUGAUGCAACCAACGACACUGAAACUACGGAUGAAGCCACAGUAGUGAAAACUAGUAUUAUACAUGCAUUUGAUUUAAAGUCAAUUCUCCAGUUGAAAAAGGACAAUCCUCCACAGAUACAGGAAGAAGUCGAUGUUACAGAUGAGGCUGGAGGUAUAGAUGAAGCAAAAGCAGCGGAAACUCUUGUUGGAAACGUUAUCAACGGGGCUAAGAAAGAGGCGGAUGAAUCACAAGAACAGGAGGAUGAUGAACAGGAUGAUGAAAUGGCUGAUGAAGCUGAGGCAGCAGUAGAAGAGACAGCUAAAGAUGAAGCAGGAGAAGAAGAGGAUGCUGAUAUUGCUGAAGAUGAAGAAACUGUUGACGCAGAAACUCCAGAAGAUGAAGCAGUAGAAGAAGAGGAGGAAGCUAAAGCAGAAACAGCAGAAGCUGAGACAGUAGAAGAGGAAGCAGGAGAAGAAGAAACUUCUGAAGCAGAGACAGCAGCUGAUGACGAAACAGCAGGAGAAGAAGACACUGCUGAAGUAGAGACAGCUGACGAAGAAACAGAAGAAGCAGCAGAAGAAGAGACUGCUCAAAAUGAAACUACAGGAGAGGAGGAAGCUGAAGUUGAAAUAACCGGUGAUGAGUUGGCACUAGCUGAAACUGCAGGAGAAGAAACAGCACAAGCUGAAACUGCAGGGGAAGAGACAGCUGACGACGAAUCAGCAGGAGAGGAAGAGAGUGCUGAAGCUGAGACAGCUGAGGGAGAAGAGCAGACAGUCAGAGAUGAAACAGGAGAAGAUGAGACUGAAAACGCAGGAGAAGAGUCGCCAGAACCUGUAACAGCAGACGAAGAAGAGACUGCCGAAGCAGAGGCAGCUGAAGAUGAAGGAGCAGGAAAUGGAGCUGAAGCUGAAGCUGAGGAGGAUGUAGAAAAAGAGGAAGCUGAAAAAGAAAUGAAAAUAGAGCCAAUAGUUGAGUCAAACAUCGAGGAGACAGCUAUCAGGAAAGACAACGUGGAGGAAAUGGUUAAGGAAACUCCAGUGACCUCAUUCGAUGCCUUUGCCAGAGCAGAAUACUCUGAAGACGGUGCUUACUCCGACGAUGAGGAUUCAGAGACUGAACGACACAAUGAGGAGUCAGAGGCCCAAGAGGACAAAGCAGAAGCUGAGGCUGAGCUUCAGGUUGAGGAGACUACUGUUGUGGAGGAAGGGGAGGAGGAGCAAGAAGAAGCCGAGGAGGAGCAGGCAGAAGCUGAGGAGGAGGCGGAGGUGGAAGAGGAAGCUGAAGAGGAGCAGGCAGAAGCUGAGGAGGAGGCAGAGGUGGAAGAGGAAGCUGAAGAGGAGCAGGCAGAAGCUGAGGAGGAGGCGGAGGUGGAAGAGGAAGCUGAAGAGGAGCAGGCAGAAGCUGAGGAGGAGGCGGAGGCAGAAGAGGAAGCUGAAGAGGAGCAGGGAGAAGCUGAGGAGGAGGUGGAGGUGGAAGAGGAAGCUGAAGAGGAGCAGGCAGAAGCUGAGGAGGAGGCGGAGGUGGAAGAGGAAGCUGAAGAGGAGCAGGACGUUGAGGAUACCCCAGUUGAAGAGACUCCAGUUGAGGAGCUGAAGGAGAAAGGGGAGGAGGAAGCUGAAGUGGAAGUUGAGGAGGACCAGACAGAAGCUGAUGAGGAACAGGAGGAAGAUGAGGAUACGGCUGAAAACUAUGCUGCUCCUGAGGAAGAGCCAGCCGAUGAGGUGGAUGAUGUCACAAGCAAAGGACAGUCUGAAGACGACGGUGAUGGCAAUGGACCGUCUGGGACAUCUGAGACGAGCCUACAUAGCCAGCCAACCAAAUCUUCCAUGGAAUCCCAACCAGGCUCGCUGGACGAAAUCCUGGACGAAGAGGCAGAGAGAGAGUCCAACAAGCGAGAAGAGUUCACAGACAGGGUCGGAGAUGGGCUCGGGCCACCAUCUCUCUGUGAAGAGAAGGCAGAUGUACCUCAUGGACAAAGAGAACGAGAGCAGAGUGUCAGAAGUCACAGAGUCAGCCAGGUUCUCGAGCGACAAGUCGUCUCCCCAAAGAAGAAGACUCCAAAGAAGUCUCCGGCAAGAUCUGUCAAGUCAAGCAAGGCCAAAGAGAGUGAUAUUGAUCAAGACGAUCUUGAUUUCUAA